Podarcis raffonei (Aeolian wall lizard) is the source of this 1945-nucleotide messenger RNA. RefSeq names its product lysozyme C, milk isozyme-like. Gene Ontology annotation, molecular function: lysozyme activity. The transcript has 5 exons. The record is from RefSeq and is a predicted model, not a curated record. Bases 1223 to 1807 code for a protein of 194 amino acids. Lineage: Eukaryota; Metazoa; Chordata; Lepidosauria; Squamata; Lacertidae.
UAGAUCAGACCAAGGGACCAUGUAGUCCAGCAUUCUGUUCUCAGCAGUAGCCAACCAGAUGCAUCUGGGAAGCCUGCAAGCAGGAACUGAACGCAACGGUAAUGUCUCCACCAGUGGUUCCGCCUUCAACAGCAAAGUCAGAACCUAGUUAUCAUGAACUCAGCAUGAAGAACCAGUGAGUUGGCUAGAAAUGUAGGUGUUCCUAAGGAACACUCACACAGAGGUCUUCCUUGUAGCUCCCUAAAAUGUCCCUGUUUGCUGCCUCCGUAAGGUAGGAAAGCACGAAAUUGCUAUUUUCUCCACAUGUUUCCCUUGAGCAUGCAAAAAAUGGGUCAAGAAUGCAGAACUCUGCAUUCUUGACCCAGUUUGAUGCCUUUUCCUAACCAAACUUUUUAUUGUUGCUAUUAUCUCCUUAGGAAUUUUAUCUCAUUUAUAGUUCUACCACAGGGAUGGGAGUCCAUUCAUGCUGUGUGUGCCUUUAAGUGUUUGAUGUUCCAGAAAGGACUUAGCAAGCCAACAGCCCCUGUUACUUCAAAGUGACUUUUGAAUUGUGUGGUUGGGAGUGCAGAAAGUGUGUAUUCUCCUCCUUAGAUUUACAUGCAGACUGAAAACAUGAAGGGUAAAUAGGAUUGUGCCUCGUGGCUGCGUUCUUGACCUCUGCACUUCCACUGACCUGACUUAGUACAUUCACCAGAAGAUGAGAACAAGCUCUACAUGUGUACAUGUGCCCAUGCAUACAGCCCAUUCCUCACUUCUACUGCAGGUUUGGAGGUUGGGAGUGAGGCCAGCAGAUUCACAGAGGUUAGGGAAAGAACAAGUGGGUCACAAUUCCCCUCCAUGCUUUUGCUCUACAUCAGGUUUCCACCUUUAGCCUUCCAGAAAUUGUUGAACUAUAACUCCCAUCAUCACUGGCCAUUGGCCAUGUUUUCUGGUGCUGGUAGGUAAUUGUACUUCAGGACCUAUAGCCUGCAGCACCAGUCCUAUCAUGCAACAAGGUGAAGCAGAUGGUGGCAUUUAGAAGAAUGCAGAUGAAAGCAGAAAAUAGUCUCUGAAUGAUGCCCCAAGAUCCCAGGGUGGGGUGGAGGCAUCAUUUGGUGCUCUGCUUUAGGCAGCAAAAACCAUCUUAGGCCAGAAUUGAGAGACUGGGCUUGACUCUUCAAGGGGAGUGGUAACAGGCUGUGACAUCACAGGGCGACCUCAGAGCUGAGGUUCUAGAAGCCAGAUGAACUGCCAACACUGGGUGGGGUGCAUUGCCUGCUGCAACUUGCUGGGCUGUUUAAGAACUUUGUGGUGGCCCUGGAGAGGUUCAGGCAGGCAUUUGGGCAAAGCAACAGGGACAGCAGGACCAGGCCGCUGGGAAGAGAUGAAGGCUCUUUUGCUGCUGCCCCUUAUGGCCUGCCUUGCGUUGAAAGUCCGUAGCAAGAUCUACAGUCGCUGUGAGCUGGCACAGACACUGAAACGCUGGGGAAUGGAUGGGCAUGAGGGCUACAGCUUAGCUAACUGGAUCUGUUUGGCGUACUUUGCAAGUGGCUUCAACACGGAAACUGUGAUGCAUAACUCAGAUGGCAGCUCCGAAUACGGCAUCUUCCAGAUCAACAGUCGCUCCUGGUGUGCUGAUCGACACACUCUAUCAAAGAACCUGUGCAGUUUAUCUUGCUUUGAUCUACUUACUGAAGAAAUUAUUGAUGACAUAAUCUGUCUCAAGCGAGCUACAGCUGAACCAGAAGGCUUGGCAGACUGGUAUGGCUGGAGAGAUCAUUGCCGCGGCAGAGAUCUGAGUUACUGGGUCGCCGCCUGCAAUCUGUGAAUUAAUAGCGCCAUCCAUGGAACUCAUGUCCUGCAAGUCACCCUGCCUACCUACGUCUUGUCUUCAGAUGUAAUUCCAUAAUGUAAUCUGAUUGAAGCCAUAACGCUAUUUUGAUAAAUAAACUCCAUUCCCAGACAA